AGCGAGUCGCCUUGCUGCCGUUUUAUUAGGAAACGCCCCUCUUUCCAUUUCAGGACCCUUCUUCUUCUUCUUCUUCUUCUUCUUCUUGCUCAUGGAUCGCCAUGCUUGAGGUUGAGCUUUGGUUACUACGUUCUUGCAAUCUGUUCACUCAACUCUGUCAAGGCUAUGCUCUUGUUCAGAGUUUUUUUGGGGCUGCAGUUUGUGCUCUGUUUGACAUGGUAGUGUUUCUUGGCGGCAAUGGUUUCUUUUCUCCUUUGACCUUUUCGAUUGAGAGAGCUCAUAUUAUUCUUCUAUGAAAUGUUUCAUGGUUCUUAGUUAGCCGUGCUUAACUCAUGUUAGAAUGCAAUGUGCUACAUCCAGCAAGAUUCUUUUUUUAUUUCUUUCUUUCCCCUGUUAACUCUGAAAUUGAAGUGUGUGGUUGAUGCUUCCUACACAUGAGCUCAAGCUUUUAGUUUGGUGUGUUUAUUCUCUUCCCAUUUAUCGAUUGUUUCUUUUAAGUACGGAUUAGAAUAUAAUGGUAAGAUCUCUAGUGAUUUCACUGUUGAUCUUUGUGCCACUGGCUGCUUCCACUAGGUACUGGGAAUGUGGAAGUGAUAGAAACCGGAUAAGCACAUUUUCUUACAAGAAUGUCUACUGUGACUAAUCCCCUCUAGCUAGCCUCUUUUUUCUCCAUUUGUUUAUUCUGAUUCUUUUCUUGUGCUGCAAUUCCUUUCCUAGUAAUUAAUCAUCAAACAUAUAUCCUGUUUUACUGCAUGCUUUAGAUAUCUUUGCCUAUGUAGGAGUAUAUGUCGUGUGGUUACUAUAGGAGUAGCUAGGAGAUCUUUUCUUUCAUUCUAUAAACCUAGUAGUAUAUGGCUUUGGCAUAUGGAUGGGCAGGCACAACUGAUAAUUGCAAGAACUGAUUAGUGCACAGUGGAUUAGAUUACCUUUACUCUACUUAUCUCAAUUUUUUUAAUCUUUACCAUAUGCUUUUGUGGAAGGAAGGAAGGAAGGAACAAUCUGCUGCCCUGCCAUGGCUUUGUCUCUGAGCAGCAGCAUCAGCAGCAGUGUUCAUGUCACCAAUAAUUUGGCUCAUGCUUCUCCUUCUCCUGCAUGCUGCUGCCCUUGCAGGUCUUUUUUUAGAUUUGGAAGUGAAGAGCUAUCUACUCCUACUACUACUACAAGCUUGGAGUUGGAGCUAGUAAGCUAUAGUGACAAUGUCCACUAGCAGCAAUCCAUCCUAUCACCAGCUGGGCCUCGACGCCAUCAGCUGCUGCUUCGUCGCCGGCGGCGGCGGUGCAGAGGCGGCGGCGCCGUUCUUUGGUUUUGGGUUCGGGGAUGUGGACGGCGAGUUCUUGGUCGCCUCGCCGGUGGCUGCUGUUGGCGACGAGCUGGCGUGCGCCGUGCCUCUGCGGCGGCCGCAGGGGAGCGUGUCGGAGGAGGAGGUGAAUGCCGCCGCGGUCGCCGCCGCCGCGGCCGGUGGCGCGGAGAGCUGCAGCACCGUGCACUCGGUGCUGGGUUCGGUGGAGUUUGGGUGUGGAACGUCGUCGGGUGUCACCAUUGCUCAGGCGUCGAGGAUGGGAAGGCUCGCCGGAGAGGCGCCGUGCGGCGACGCCGGCGGCGGCGGCUGGAUCUAUGGAGGGUCCGGCAUUGCGCCGUUACAUGGUGCGUACUACCUGUCCGGGUUCUCCUCCGGCGCCGGCGCCGGGUUCUUGAGCCCUUUCGCCGCGAGCUCCGUGGCGGCGGCGGCGCCCGCGGCGAGCGAGCUGUCGCUGCGGCUCGGCGCCACCAAGUGUUCGUCCCCGAGCAGCAUGGCGAACGCGUCGUCGGAAGUGAGCUGCUCCGGCUUAACCCACGUGAGCAGCGGAGGCGGCCUCGGCUACCACCAGGCAGCAGCCGCCGGCGCCGGCGCCGCCCUGUUCCACCCCACUCACGGCGACGACGCCGCAGCCGCCGCCGCCGGCGAGCUAAGGCAAGCGUACCACUCGAGGGCGCCUCCGCAUUUCUCGCAGGUGGUGUCGCGGUCAGCGGUGCUCGCGCACGUCGCGCAGGAGCUGCUCAACGGCUUCGUCGCCUGCCUGCUGCAAGACGUCGCCGCGGACGCGGCCAGCGGCGUCGACGGCGGCGAGGCGAGCCAGGCGCUCUCGUCGGGCUUCUCGGCGAGGAUCACGACGGCGCCGACGGAGGAUGCCUCACCCGGGAGCGGCGGUGCGAGGUGGGCGGCGGAGGCGCAGCGUCUGAGGAAGCUACUCCAACUGUGCAACCAAUGCGUCGAGGAGAUGCAGAGCACGGCGGCGAGGUUCAACAGCAUGGUGCGCUCCACCGGCGGCGGCGGCGGCGGGCUGACGGCGGCGUUCGCGGGGCGGGCGGUGGCGGCGGCGUACAGGAGGGUGAGGAGGCGGGUGAUGGGACAGCUGGUGGCGGCGGCGACGGCGAGGUCGUCGUCGUCGGCGGCGGCGGCGGCGCUGGAGGAGAAGGAGCGGAGCUGGGAGUCGUCGUUCAUCCAGAAGCACUGGGCGAUGCAGCAGCUCCGGCGAGGUGACCAGCAGUCGUGGCGGCCGCAGCGCGGCUUGCCGGAGAAGUCCGUCGCCGUGCUCAAGGCCUGGAUGUUCGAGAACUUCCUCCGCCCGUAUCCAAAGGACAGCGAGAAGGACAUGCUGGCGGCGAGAAGCGGCCUGAGCAGGAGCCAGGUCUCAAACUGGUUCAUAAACGCCCGCGUCCGACUGUGGAAGCCGAUGAUCGAGGACAUGUACGAGGAGCUCAAGAAGACCUCCGGAGGAAGCGAUGGCGCAGCAGAGAUUGAGCAUCUUAGCAGCAAAGAUGUGCUCAGUUUAGAAAGUUAGCAAGUUUCAGAUGUACAAAAUCUGAGCUCUGCUUUGUGAGCUUCUGCAUUUGCAGCUAAGGGCCAACUAGUCACGAGUGUCCACUACUGAUCAGGCCCUUAUCUAUGAAACCUUGAGGUUUUUCCUUGCAUAUAUAAAUUUAUAUAAGUUAA
Molecule: messenger RNA, 2974 nt
Organism: Oryza sativa Japonica Group (Japanese rice)
Lineage: Eukaryota; Viridiplantae; Streptophyta; Magnoliopsida; Poales; Poaceae
Product: BEL1-like homeodomain protein 1
Biological process (GO): regulation of transcription by RNA polymerase II
Molecular function (GO): DNA-binding transcription factor activity, RNA polymerase II-specific; RNA polymerase II cis-regulatory region sequence-specific DNA binding
Source: RefSeq, a predicted model, not a curated record